CUGGACAGUUGACUGACUCAUAUUAGCAAAAUUUUAACAGCUGUAGGGGAAGACUGGUAUAAAGCGUUUUAGUGAACACGUUAAAAAGAACCGAUUUCAUGAUUCGCCUCUGGCUGCAUUUGUUCUUUGUGCUCACGUGGCUCGGUUUCUGGGAGCCUGCCGAGGCACGAAGAGCACGGUUUAAACCAACACCACCGAAGACAAAGAAAUCCGAGGCAGAAAAGACGAUUGAAAAACUAGCUCCAGGUCAGAACAUCAACAUUGAUCAGAUGAGUGGGAAGUGGUACCUGCUUACUGUGGCAUCACGGUGUAAGAAUCUUCUGGAGAGCGGCAAGGUGGAGAGCACCAUUGUCACUAGGACUGUCACUGGUGAAAAGGUGUCAGUGAGCACUGUGAGAAAACUCAAUUUUGAGUGCUGGGAAAUCAAGCAGAACUACAUGGAAACAAAGACCCCUGGCCAACUGUUUCUCCAAGGUAAGAGACCUGCUGAGAAUGUGGACAUAAUGGUGCUGGAGACGGACUCUUAUGCUACGGUGGUUUUUAAGAGAGCAGGGGAAAUUACCAUGAAACUAUAUGGACGGUCCAGUGAAGUGCCUGAUAAUAUAUUGGAAAAAAUUUGAGGAUCGUGCAAAGACAUUUAAUUUGGGAUUGGACGUCAUUUUCCAGAAUCCUGACUACGGGUUCUGCGAGUCCACAGAAAAGGUCCUGGAUCUGACCUAAGACUGACUGGCCAGCAUCUUGUGAGCACUGUGAGAAAGCAUUGUGCUAAGAAUUUCACCAAUAAAUUUUUUUGUGUGUUAACUUUACAUUUUCUAGUUUGAUCAUGAACAAUAGCAUUCAAUAUAAUAGGAACCAAUAGAUAUUGAGGAAAGCGCAUCCCUCUAAUCUUUAAUUUAUUUGGGUUACAUCCUUGCUAAUAAGUAUCGAAAGUGGUGAUUUUGCUCAAGCCAUUCUAGAUGUAACAGAAGAGUACUUAUACAACAAGGCAAAGGCAUCUUGAUGAGGUUAGUGUGGUUUGUGAUGUAACUCUCAAAACAAGACUCUGCCUGCCCGCCCUUUCAGAGUUACACAACACAAGGGGUAAACAUGUUACAUAUCCAACAUUCCAAAAAAUAUCCUACGGUAAUCAUUUUCAUAUGGAAAAACAUCUAACACAGAAAUGAACUAGUUUUAACACAAAAUUGCUUUUUGCAGCAACUGUCACAAUCACCCGGCUGGACAAGAGCUUGAUUUGGAUAAAAUGCAUUUUGAUAUUUUGCAUUGCAUUUUAUUACAAGCACUUUUGGACUUAACAUCAUCUCCAGUCUACACUACCAUUCAAAAG
Molecule: messenger RNA, 1324 nt
Organism: Sinocyclocheilus rhinocerous
Lineage: Eukaryota; Metazoa; Chordata; Actinopteri; Cypriniformes; Cyprinidae
Product: complement component C8 gamma chain-like
Exons: 7
Coding region: 99-620 (173 amino acids)
Biological process (GO): complement activation
Cellular component (GO): membrane attack complex
Source: RefSeq, a predicted model, not a curated record